GGGAGGGGGGAGGAGGUGUGAGUGGAGGAGGAGGUGGCGAUGUGAUCUCCUUCCACAUCCAGAUCGGUCUGAGCCGGGAGCCGGUGCUGCUGGACGCCGCAGAGCUCAGCCUCAGUCAAGUCCGGGAGGUGGCGUGCUCCAUCGUGGACCAGAAGAUCCCGGAGUGUGUUUUCUACGGGAUGUACGAGAAGAUCCUGCUGUUCCGUCAUGACCAGACGUCGGAGAACGUUCUGCAGCUGCUGCGCUCCGCCGCUCAGAUCCAGGAGGGAGACCUGGUGGAGGCCGUGCUGUCAGCUUCAGCGACGGUGGAGGACUUCCAGAUCCGUCCUCACUGUCUGUUCGUCCACUCGUACCGGGCGCCGGCCUUCUGCGACCACUGUGGAGAGAUGCUGUGGGGACUCGUACGGCAGGGACUCAAAUGUGAAGGCUGCGGUCUGAACUAUCAUAAGCGUUGUGCCUUUAAGAUCCCCAAUAACUGCAGCGGCGUGCGGCGGCGGCGCUCCUCCAACGUCUCGCUGACGGGCGGCUUGGUGAACCUCGGGCGCCCGCUCUCUGCUGAGCCCUCGCCACCACACUACACCGAGGACGCUCUGCUGUCUCCAGUCAGUCCCAGCAUGGAGCAGAAGAACCAGUUGGAUUACUUCCCUGGUCGAGAGCGGCGCUCCAGCUCCCAGUCGUACGUCGGCCGUCCCAUCGAACUGGACAAACUCUUCCUGUCGAAGGUCAAAGUCCCUCACACCUUCCUGAUCCACUCGUACACCCGACCCACCGUCUGCCAGCACUGCAAGAAGCUGCUGAAAGGCCUCUUCAGACAGGGCCUGCAGUGCAAAGAUUGUAAAUUUAACUGCCAUAAACGAUGUGCUCCUAAAGUGCCAAACAACUGCCUGGGAGAAGUUUCCAAAAAUGGAGAGCUGCUGAGCCCGGGGGCGGAGUCAGACGUCGUCAUGGUGGAGGGUUGCCUUGACGACCACGACGUGGACAGAGGCGGCGGCCUGCUGGAUGACAUGGACGAGGCUCUGACAUCAGAGGGGGGGCUCCUGCUGGAGGCGGGGCCCAGCGACCUCUGCGACAUGCACGACCCUGACCUGGACGAGUCCAACCGGGCCAUCAGCCCGUCCACCAGCAACAACAUCCCGCUGAUGCGAGUCGUUCAGUCGGUCAAACACACGAAGAGGAAGACGAGCAACGUGAUGAAGGAGGGCUGGAUGGUCCACUACACCAGCAAGGACACUCUGAGGAAGAGACAUUACUGGCGUCUGGACAGUAAAUGCAUCACGCUGUUUCAGAACGACACAGGAAGUAAAUACUACAAGGAGAUCCCUCUGUCAGAGAUCUUGUCUCUGGAGCCGGCUCAGACUCUCUCUCUGCUUCCUGAUGGAGCCAACCCUCACUGCUUCCAGAUCGCCACAGCGUCACUGGUUUACUACGUCGGGGAGCAUCUGCAGAGAGCUGAAUCCUCUGUGACCAGCAGCAGCAUCCUGGUCAGCGGGGUCGGCCAGGAUGUGGCUCGGAUGUGGGAGAUGGCGAUCCAGCACGCUCUGAUGCCGGCCGUCUCCACCGGAGUCUCCCACAGCUCGCACCACAGCGGACACAAGGAAAUUUCCAUCAGUAUUUCUGUCUCCAACUGCCAGAUCCAGGAGAAUGUGGACAUUAACUCUGUGUAUCAGAUCUUCCCUGACGAGGUUCUCGGCUCGGGACAGUUUGGCAUCGUGUACGGAGGUAAACACAGAAAGUCUGGCCGAGACGUCGCCAUCAAGAUCAUCGAUAAACUUCGAUUCCCCACAAAACAGGAGAGUCAGCUACGCAACGAGGUGGCCAUACUGCAGAGCUUGCACCACCCGGGCGUGGUCAACCUGGACUGCAUGUUUGAGACCCCAGAGAGAGUGUUCGUGGUCAUGGAGAAGCUCCACGGGGACAUGCUGGAGAUGAUCCUGUCCAGCGAGAAAGGACGACUGCCUGAGAGGAUCACCAAGUUCCUGGUGACGCAGAUCCUGGUGGCUUUACGUCACCUCCACUUCAAGAACAUCGUCCACUGUGAUCUGAAACCAGAGAACGUUCUGCUGGCUUCUGCAGACUCGUUUCCACAGGUGAAGCUGUGUGACUUUGGUUUCGCCCGGAUCAUCGGUGAGAAGUCGUUCAGGCGUUCGGUGGUCGGCACACCGGCGUAUCUCGCUCCCGAAGUCCUGAGGAACAAAGGCUACAACCGCUCUCUGGACAUGUGGUCGGUCGGAGUCAUCAUCUACGUCAGUCUUAGCGGAACUUUCCCUUUCAAUGAAGAUGAAGAUAUCAACGAUCAGAUCCAGAACGCUGCCUUCAUGUACCCUCCUCAUCCCUGGAAGAAAGUUUCCCAAGAAGCGAUUGACCUGAUUAACAACCUGCUGCAAGUUAAGAUGAGGAAGAGAUACAGCGUGGACAAGACCCUCAGCCACCCCUGGUUACAGGACUACCAGAUGUGGCUGGACCUGAGGAACCUGGAGUCCCGGAUGAACGAGCGCUACAUCACCCACGAGAGCGACGACCUGCGCUGGCAUCACCACGCCCAGCUCAGCGGCCUCGACUAUCCGCCGCACCUCGCCAACGGGCCACGCAGCGACAGCAGUCAGAUGGAGCGCUACCAGGAGCGCGAUGAGGAGCUGGAGACCCUCAGUGAGAGGGUCAGUGAACUCUGAGGACGGGGCUAAGAAACCAUUUUAACGAAAAUAAAGAAAAGCACAAGAUUUUAAAAAAUGUUUGGAGAAAUUUUAAAGAUGAGUUUAAUCUAAAAUGUUACUAAAAUAACAAAGAAAGCACAUUUAAAUUGACUUCACAGCACAUUGAACCAAAUAAGGGUCGUUUAUAGCGGAGAUAUAAGGGAAGCAAAAUGCAUUUACGACAAUAGAAAUUAAAAUAUCAUAAUUAUGACUUCAUGUCUCAUAAUUACAAUUAGCUCUCGUAAUUAGAGAUCUUUGUUUUGUCUUUUGCAACAUAAGGAUAUUGUACCUUUUUAAGAUUAUGUUUUGUAAUAGCAAGGUAAGGAUAAUUUAAUAACUUUAUCUCCUUGUUGUGUAACGGGUAUUCAGGUAUAAAGGCAAGAAUUUUCUUAUCUUUUCUUCAUAAUUAUUAGAGUCUUGUUUCAACAAAAUAUCUCAUAAUACUUUAUUAUUUUAUCCUGUAAUUAUGAGAACCUUGUUUGGUAGUGUGUUGGUUGUUACAAAUUAAUUGAAUGUUUGAAGUUUUUGGAUCUUGUUGUUUUGAGACAUGGAGUCAUAAUUAUGAGAUAAUAUGCAUACCGUUAAGAUAAUUAAUAUAUCCAUCAAUCACAACGUCCAUAAGAUUAUUAGAAUACCCUCACCUUGUAAUUAUAAAACAAGGAUCUAUGACUUCGAUGGAUAUUUUUAUUAAUCACGAAAGUCAGCACUCCUUAUUUCAGACAAUCAGAUAAAUCAAGAGACUAUACGGAGAAGCAGCUUUCAUUUACAUUCGGAAAACACAAAAUUUUCCAAUUUGUUCCUCUCAUGUAAUUAUCACUUUUCUAUACACAAGACUUUGCACAAAUGAUUAUGUUAAAUUUAUGGAAACAAGCCAAGGCUAUGAAUUAAGUAAAUCAUGAAACACAGAGGCAGAUUAUUAUCUAAAUUUGUUUAGAAAAUUAAGACGUGUGAUUUUCAGAUUCUUCUAUCAAUUUGCUAUCGUAAAAUUUUAAGUUAAGCUCUCUCGACCACCGUACAUUUUAAUUAAACUUUAUUUUGGAAUUGACUUUGUGUGGAAUAAAUAUUUAACCUCUUAAUCAAUAAAAUAUACAUAAAUCAACUGUGACAAUAUUUGUUAGCACAAAAAUGAAGAAAAGCGUCAUCAGCAUACAGCUUCACAUGACAAAAAGUUAUUUUGCGUGUAAUGUAUAAUCAUUUAAAGCUAUGAAUGUCUUUAAAAUCCACCAACGACAGUUAACAAAUGUAGUUCCUGAUGUUUUCCCUUUUUCAAGGGCAACAAAGAAUAUCAGGGGUUU
Messenger RNA from Centropristis striata (black sea bass), 3985 nucleotides. RefSeq names its product protein kinase D1 (gene prkd1). Lineage: Eukaryota; Metazoa; Chordata; Actinopteri; Perciformes; Serranidae. Gene Ontology annotation, biological process: protein phosphorylation. Gene Ontology annotation, molecular function: protein serine/threonine kinase activity; ATP binding. The record is from RefSeq and is a predicted model, not a curated record. The transcript is spliced from 21 exons. The coding region runs from base 180 to 2669 and encodes 829 amino acids.